ACCACUUUGCAGGGCCAGCUGUCAAAAUUUUCAGUCGCAAGGGUUCUCCUGCGCCGUGGGUUCUCUAAAGUUUUAGAGGGGAGGAGAGAGACAGAGAGAGAGAGAGAGAGAGAGAGAGAGGGGGAAGGGAUCAAGCAAGAUGGCGGAGGAAGCGGUGACUGUUGCCAGGCCUUCGGAAGAGAAGGGGAGAGAAAGGGAAGGCGAGCUGCCGGAAGAGCUGGAGGAGGGCGAGAUCGCAGAGGUCGGCGCGGCGGAACCGCCGGUGGAGCGGCGGGUUGACAUUGGGGGACCCCGUCCCCACCCCCUGGAGCACUCCUGGACCUUCUGGUUCGACAACCCCUCCGCCAAAGCCAAGCAGGCCGCCUGGGGCAGCUCCAUCAGACCUGUCCACACUUUCGUCACCGUCGAAGACUUCUGGAGCCUCUACAAUAACAUUCGUCAUCCAAGCAAGCUGCCUGUGGGAGCAGAUUUUCAUUGCUUUAAAUACAAAAUUGAGCCUAAAUGGGAAGAUCCAAUUUGUGCCAAUGGAGGAAAAUGGACCAUUAGCUGUGCUCGAGGAAAAGCAGAUACAUUCUGGUUACAUACUUUAUUGGCAAUGAUUGGUGAGCAAUUUGACUAUGGCGAUGAAAUUUGCGGAGCAGUUGUUAGUGUCCGUGGGAAGCAGGAAAAAGUAGCUUUAUGGACAAAAAAUGCUGCCAAUGAAACUGCUCAGCUAAGUAUUGGGAGACAGUGGAAGGAGUUCUUGGAUUAUAAUGACACAAUUGGGUACAUAUUUCAUGAUGAUGCAAAGAAGCUUGAUAAAGUUGCUAAGACUCGAUAUACAGUAUGAUCUCCAUCUUAUGGAACUUGUAUGAAUAUUUGAUCAAACAUAUUAUGCAAUGACUCAUCUUAUAACUUCUUGAAUUCUUUUUCUUGCUAUAAACUGCAUCGCUCUUCAUUGGAAAAGUUCUCAUUCUUGG
Phoenix dactylifera (date palm) is the source of this 959-nucleotide messenger RNA. RefSeq names its product eukaryotic translation initiation factor 4E-1-like. Gene Ontology annotation, molecular function: translation initiation factor activity; RNA 7-methylguanosine cap binding. Gene Ontology annotation, cellular component: eukaryotic translation initiation factor 4F complex; cytoplasm. Lineage: Eukaryota; Viridiplantae; Streptophyta; Magnoliopsida; Arecales; Arecaceae. Gene Ontology annotation, biological process: translational initiation. The record is from RefSeq and is a predicted model, not a curated record.